UCAUAAGGAGAUUAAUAAUGACCUUUUUUGUUUGGGAAAGAAUCAUACUUGGGUUGAGGCGAUAGUGAAGAGGCAAAGGAAAAUGUGUCAAGAAUGGAGGCACAAUUGGCUAAGGAUGUUCGACCAUUCAAUUUUAUAACAUCGAUGAGAAUAAUUAGGGAUGCGAUUUUGGUGUCUGAGGGGGUGAACACAAUCAACGUUGGUCGGGCUGUGUUGAUUCACACAAAGCCGAGGAGUAGGUUGGAUGUUGGGACUUGGGGGACAAUGGGGAUGGUCUGGGAUAUUGCAUUACUGUGGCAGUGGCUUCAUCUGGUCGGGUUGUGGUUUCUAUUUAGGGGACUCUGGAUUUGGUUUUAGUGCCAUGGAAGUUGAGGUGGCAACAGGCAUGGUUUGA
Molecule: messenger RNA, 394 nt
Organism: Ilex paraguariensis (yerba mate)
Lineage: Eukaryota; Viridiplantae; Streptophyta; Magnoliopsida; Aquifoliales; Aquifoliaceae
Source: the annotation of a GenBank genome assembly